Antechinus flavipes (yellow-footed antechinus) is the source of this 4518-nucleotide messenger RNA. RefSeq names its product CGG triplet repeat binding protein 1 (gene CGGBP1). Gene Ontology annotation, cellular component: nucleus. NCBI's taxonomy places the organism in Eukaryota, Metazoa, Chordata, Mammalia, Dasyuromorphia, Dasyuridae. Gene Ontology annotation, biological process: regulation of transcription by RNA polymerase II. The record is from RefSeq and is a predicted model, not a curated record. Gene Ontology annotation, molecular function: double-stranded DNA binding. Bases 381 to 884 code for a protein of 167 amino acids. The transcript has 3 exons.
GCGGCGGGGGACACGGCGGCCGCCGCGGGGCUUGAUCGGGCGACGGUGGCAGCGGCAACUGGUCCUCCUCCUUCUCCCUUUCCCACCUCCUUCGCCUCCUCCCCCUUCCUGGUUGCUUCUCGUUCUCCUCCCCUAGUGGCGGCCCUGAUCCUACGUAAGGGAAUGACUACCAGGUACGCCAGCGAAAAUAGGGUGCAAGCCCAGAAACCAUUUCUGUACCACCACUUGUUGAGAAACUGAUUUGAAAGCAACUCUUGUACUUGGAACUGGCAGAGGGUGCCCGGAUUUGACACCUCUGUUUUCUCAGAUUGGGAACCCUUCACUGCUAAGUGUCAAGGCAACAAAACUGGAAACUAACUUGACCCUUAUUGAAAACCAGAAUGGAGCGAUUUGUAGUAACAUCUCCUCCUGCUCGAAACCGUUCCAAGACUGCUUUGUAUGUGACUCCUUUGGAUCGUGUCACUGAGUUUGGAGGUGAGUUGCACGAAGAUGGAGGGAAACUGUUCUGCACUUCUUGCAAUGUGGUACUUAAUCAUGUUCGCAAGUCUGCCAUCAGUGAUCACCUCAAGUCUAAGACUCACACCAAAAGAAAGGCAGAGUUUGAAGAACAGAAUGUAAGGAAGAAACAAAGGCCUCUAACAGCAUCUCUUCAAUGCAACAGUACUGCGCAGACAGAGAAAAUCAGUGUUAUCCAGGACUUUGUGAAAAUGUGCCUGGAAGCCAACAUCCCACUUGAGAAAGCUGAUCACCCAGCAGUUCGUGCUUUUCUGUCUCGCCAUGUGAAGAAUGGUGGCUCCAUACCUAAGUCAGACCAACUAAGGAGAGCUUACCUCCCUGAUGGGUAUGAGAAUGAGAAUCAGCUCCUUAACUCACAAGAUUGUUGACAAGGGAGGUUACCAUCAUUGUGAACAAGACAAAUGACGUGGAGUAUUAAAGUUAUGUGUUGAUUGUGUGGUUCAUUUUUAUAUUUAUUUCAUUAAAAUCAUGUGAUACAGAAUAGUUUUGCAAUGUGUAUAUAGCUGCGGAAGUGACAACCUCACUGCAGAACUUAGUGAUAAUUUAGCCACUGGUGGUAUAAGACAGAACUUCAGUUUAGAGUGUGCUAGAAUAUCUAAAGCCUGAUGGUUUUCUUUCAAACUGAUGGUUUUCCCCUAAAAGGUUUAUGCAUUGAAAGUCCUACCCUGCUUUUUACCAUGUAUGACUGUUCCUUGAGAAGUUCCUUUACAUAUUUAGGAUGAAAAAUAGCAUAAGAAACUGAAACUGCUGCCAAGGAAUACUGCUCAUGAUUAAAGUUUUUUGUUUUUUGUUAUUGAAGGGGUUUUUGGUCUGGUUAGAUUACCUUCUAGUAGAAUAAAAUGUGCUUCUGUAUUCUUUGUUCAGAAUGGGUGAAGGUGCUUAAAGUUCCUUUCAAGUUACAUUUAUUAAAACUUAGUUGUCUUAAAUGUCCUCUUAUCCUACCCUUCCUCAAACAUUUAUUUAUUAAUAGCCUCAAAAUCAGCAAAUAAGACUUUUCAUGAGAGCCAGAAUUCAUAGUGAGACAUUAGGUAACUGUGAUUUUGCUCUUUUAACAUGAACAGAAUUUCACAAAUGUAUCCAGGAACACUUUUAGUGAAUUUUGAACUAUUUAAAUUUCAAGCAUCCCUUUCAUGUGCAUGUGUUUAUUGGGUUCCAAAACUCUUUUUGCAUUAAAAUUCAGUCUUAAAUAUAAAUAGAAAUUUGGUUUUGAUGUCUUAACUAUGGAUAAGUAAAAUUAAGCAGCAAGUCUAAUUGUACUGAGUUGAAAUACCCUGUUUCAUGGAGUAAUCCUCUGUGCCUGUGCUUUCAGGUCAGUGCAGAUGGAAAAUUAAAUCCAUUUAAUUUUGCUACAUAUGAUUUUAACAUAUAUAAUAUAUAUCUCAUGAGGUAAAUAGACCAGGAACAAGAAAGCUCGUAUUAUUUGAUUUCCUGGAAAAACUAUUUCUGGUGCUUUGGUGUUUUUAGAAAUAGUAUAAAAAGGAGCUAAUUAGAAAUUCUGGCAAGAUAUUUGUUUAGGGGUAGGCUUCUGGCAGCAUCAUGCAUAAUUGUUUUGGGGGAUAUGAUUGUCAUUUCUGCUGAAGGGUCUACCAUAUUGAGGAAAUGAGCUCGUUCUGACCCUUAUUAUCUCAGUAAGGCAAAUAGCACAGUUCUUAUAGAUUUCAAGUCCAGACCACAAGAGAACCAAAUUGUAUGCUUUUAAAAGUUAAUCACUUGCUAACUUGGGCUAGUGCUUUUAUUUUUAUUUAUACAUACAUAUAUAUAUAUAUAUAAUUUGUUGCUUGAGCAUAUACAAGAUAAAAAUUACUUGUAACUUUUUUUUUUUUUUUUUUUUUUUUGGUUACAAAGCAAUGGUGGAGUCCCUUGUAACAGGGUAAUAAGGUUUCUUUAAAAAGACACAUCGCAAUAUGUCACGUGAAGCUGUGCUCACGAAAAAUGAGGCCAAAGUGAAUAGGAAUGUUGGAUUUAUUUUUUGGAGCCAACUUUCCAUGCUUAAAUUUCUGAGAAGAUGCUUUCAAGGUGCUAGUUGAGUUUCAUUUUAGGUCUUCAUUUGAGUUUAGAUUGUAAGUAUUUUCUCCUACCCUUCUAAAAAAAAAUUAGCCUGUCUUUAAAAAUUACUUUAUAUAACUUAGACUACUGGGUUGUUUUGUUUUUGUUUUGUUUUGUUUCUACAGUUACAGUAAAUUAAUGCAGCAAAUUCUCCUUAUAAUGCUAUAGUUGAUAAGGUACCAAUUAAGGAACUAAAUAUCUUUCCCAACAAAAAUACACACUUUUAUAUUAGAAAGUCACUAGAAGUUGGGUCAUGUUUGCUUUAGCAUCCAAAAUGAUACUAAAAUCCAAGAAACUAAGAAAACACUUCUAGUACUAAUUUCAGGUUUUAAAAAAUGAGGUUAGGUGGAUCAGCUGAUUGUUGAUUUCAGAUAAUUCUUAUUUCCUUUCUCUGUAUUUUAGUAUUAAUUUACUCUGAAGGCAAACUAUCAAUAAUAGGUCAUAUUUCUCUUUCCGUGGUUAUUUUUAUUAUCACUGAUUUGAUGAGUUUCACUUAUAUCUUUGUGUACUUCAACAAGCCCCUAUCUAUAUUACCAUAUGUACUAUAUGUAAGGGCAUAAUCCCAUCUUCCUGUUAGGAUCAUGAGAUCAUAUUCUCAGGGGUCUCUCCCUUGCCCACUUUUUAAUGCUUCUGGGGCUUUAAUGGUAAUAUUUCUUUACUGAUUAUGACAUUUUGUGUCUCUGAGACUAUUUAACUUUGUCUCAUGGUUUAUAAGGCAGAUUGCCCAAUUUUAGCCUUUUCAAAAGUGGUUCAAAUCAGUGAAACCAUAUUUGAGAUGUGUUGGAUAGAAUAAAUAGAAACAUGAGACCCAUGCUGCCUUUGGGGUAUGAUGGACAUUUUGUACAGAAACCCUUUCAACCUUAACUCUAUAGUGUUAGUGUGAUGCUAUGCUAUUGGAAAAAAAAAAUAGCCUUUUUUCUAUUUUGUAAGUUUUAUUCAUACAUACAAGGUGGUUAAAUGUUUCAUUUACAAACUGUGUUCUUCAAGACAUGCUUACCUAUUAAUAGUGUUUUCUCAUAACAUAGUUUGUCUUCCAGGAGUUCAUUAUAUGCUUACCGUUAAUUUAUGGAUUGUUGGAAAGGAAAAUUACUUGUAGGUAAAGCAAGACUGAAGGACUAUGUAACUUUCUUGCAGGGUGAAACUUUAGGAUUAUGUUUGAGAGAGAACCAUAUUCUUUUAUAAGUUCCUACCAUCAAAUAAAUCUUUUGCAAAUGCCGCUUCUCUUUAAGUUUUUUGGCCCUGAUGAAAAUGUUUCCUAUGAUCCUAAAUUAUACAGGACUAGGAAACAUUGAAGAAAAGCUCUGUCUUAAGAAAUAUAAUCAAUUGGCUAUUUGAGAUUGUGUUUGAUGUAUAUUAAAAAAAACAGAGCCACUACUUUAAGCAACUAGUAAAGUGGGCACAUGAUAGCUAAAAUUUUCCAAUUUGGAUGUUAACCUAAAAAUGUGGAGUGAAUAAAAUAUUUAACAGUGGGAAAUCUUUCAAAUGUGGUGAUUCCAUACUUGCAUUCUUUUAAAGGUGCUUUUGUGUUUUAACUUGUUUCAGAUACUAUUAAGUGUGGUAGCAAUCACCUUAAGCACUCAAAAAAUUAAUUAUAAAAUACAUUUAAUAUAACAAUUUCAAUCAAAAAUCUUAUUUAGACCAAUGUAACAUUUAAAUUGAUUUAGCUUAUUUUCCCCUCCCCUGUUGAUUAAAAUAAAUUAAAUAAUGAAGUGGCUAUCUUAAACCCUGGUUUAUUUCACUGCACAGUAUCAUAGGUUUCUGAGGGAAAUAAAACUAACUGACCUAGUGGUAUUCUACUCAUAUUCAGAGUACUGUAAUAAUAGUUAACUAUGUUCAUUUUUGUUCUCAAUGCUAAUUUUCUUUGCUCACGCAUGUAUCCUGAAUAUUAAUGUCCGUGUCGCUUUUAAAGUUUUGUCUGUGACUUUUAGAAAUAAAUUUUUUUUACAAAAAAAUUAA